This is a messenger RNA of Amoebophrya sp. A25, 1015 nucleotides long. NCBI's taxonomy places the organism in Eukaryota, Dinophyceae, Syndiniales, Amoebophryaceae. The record is from the annotation of a GenBank genome assembly.
CCGGACAGCCUGUUGACGUGCCUGAAUCAGAUGCAGAGUAUUUCGAGGGAGUGCGCAAGAAAUUCCGCACGCUACUGCUCAGUGUGGAAGAACACAAUCGUACAAGUCCUUUUAUGUUGGCUAUCUGUUUUCAGUAGGCCAAAGUAAUGUAGGAAGUAUCCCUCCUCAAAUAGAUGAUCGAACUUGGAUCAUCCAUUUGUUCUGGGGCGGCUCUUGUAUUUCAUACACUAUUAAGUGGAUGGCUCGCGGCGCCUAGAAUAGACGGAUCCUAGCAUAAACGUGGCCACUAUAGUUUUUUUUUAUAUAUAGCUGGACUUAUUGUUUUUUAUGUAAUGUGGUUUCCUAGUUAGACGUGCUCCACUGGUAAUAUUACUGUCGCGAUCAUCAAUCAAUCAAUCAAUCAUCUCUAAUGCUUCGGGUAUUGACUUGGUACGAACGCUAUUGCUGUGUGACAUCGGCUGCGGUGUGUACGGGAAUGACCCUAGGAUUGUUGGCUCACUUUUUGGAGAAGUUUUGUGUGAGUUGGCCCAUGCAGGACAGUUUCGAACACUGGACCAGAUCGUGAUCUCAGGGAAGAAAGCUUUUUUUGAUGGAAUAAUGUCGAGAGAAGUAUGUGAAUAUGCUCAUUGAUUCGAAAGAUAGAAGCAGGGCGUAUUGAUUGUUUAACUUCGCCAAGACCACGAACUCCAUUGACACACACACUCGAUCGUUCUAAGAACCAGUAUUUCUUAGUACUCUAUGAAGAAGAUCUGAACAACAAUGAAUAUCUAAUGUACUAGUACACCGAUAAGAAUAAGUUAAAAUGAAUAAUGUGAAACUCGUUUUGGGUUCCUCACUAAACUCUGCUGAUCUAUUACGUAAGUCCGAUGAAGAACACUCUUAUUAUCCUGUAAAAAUUCCGAUUGUGUAAAAUGAUAUCAACAUGGUUCAAACACCAUCAAAAACACUAAAAUUGAGCUGCAUUGGCUCCUGACUUUGAAACAUGGGUUUUUUAUCAUUCCAAACAAGCUACGCG